Molecule: messenger RNA, 6712 nt
Organism: Procambarus clarkii (red swamp crayfish)
Lineage: Eukaryota; Metazoa; Arthropoda; Malacostraca; Decapoda; Cambaridae
Product: RRM_XMAS2 and SAC3_GANP domain-containing protein xmas
Biological process (GO): mRNA export from nucleus
Cellular component (GO): cytoplasm; transcription export complex 2; nucleus
Molecular function (GO): RNA binding
Source: RefSeq, a predicted model, not a curated record
AGUAUAUAUUAUUUUAUAGCAUAUAUGUGUACGAAACGACUGUUAUACGCGCGUACUGGAGGUUGAUGGUGGCCCUGAAGUGAUGCUGUGGGCACGUCUCCCACACCUGUCACACACCUGCCCCCACACCUGCCUCCAGCCACACACACACACCACACCUACCACUAGGUGAGUACACACCUGCCUCCAGCCCCCCACACCUGCACUCGUCAUCGUAAGACAAGACUGUGUUGGGAUAUAACUUGUUAUGCUUUGAGACGAUGUUGAUGCCAUAUUACAUGUCUGGAGGAAACUGAAGUGGACAGACGCAGGAACAAUAAAAGGAUAUAGGAGAAGCAGACCAGAGCUAAUGGCUAACAAUAGCAAUGAAGAAUCUCUUCCCACCAAUCCCACCCAACUUCCUUCACCACCAAGUUUGGUGUUUGCACCACCUACCAAGAAUGAUGUUAAGGAUGGACUGGGUGACCAAUCCAAAGAUUUGCAAACUGGGGGAUUAACUUUUUCAAGAGCAGGUUCAUCUCUCGGCAACUUGCCAAGUUCUAGUAGUUUUUCUACAUCAUUAUUCCAUACACAAGAUGCUUGGAGAGACACUUCAAGUUCUUUUGGUGGGUUUGGAGGAGCCAAAACCGAGGCAUCUGAAGCUGUUGGUAAUUUUGCAGGUACCUUUGUAACUAAGUCCGAAACAACAUUUGUGGCACCUGUUGCACUAAGGUCAACAUCUGGAGAAACUUCCAGCUCAUUUUCAACUUCUAACCCAUUCAGCAAAGUUAACAGUAACGAUAUGACUAAAGGUACGAAACCUUUUGGUGGUAUGACAACAAGUUCCUCAACAGUUCCCAAGCUCUUUGGAGGUGCACAAUGGAAUAUUGAAGGAGGAUUAGCAGUACAAAAGACUGAAGAAACAAAACAGAUUAAGAAUAAAGUAUUAGAACAAUCCAAUCCCAGCUCGGAGACUGGUUCCACUGUGGCAUCGGUGCCAUUAUCCACUUCCACACCCGUUCUUUUUGGAGGAGUGGUUAGCAGUUCAUCAGCAGCCAAUAGCACAGACAAAUGGUCCUCUCCUAAUUUGUCAUCUGGAGUGUUUGGGGCUGCAGCUGUGGAGACCUCAAAAAUACCCAGUUUGUUUGGUGGCAAUACCGCUGUGCCUAAAAGCUCAGUAAGUGGGAACAAGACAUUAUUUCCACAAGAAGCCUCUAGUGACAGAAGAAAAGACUCUAAAAUCUUUUCAUCAAGUUCCUCUUGCCCUUUGCCAUUUAUUGCCAGCAAGACAUCAGUUAAAGGUAAUGUGUUUGGGGGCGUAUCGCCAGUGGAAAAUCCCUCAGGCAACACAUCUAAGUCAAGCAGUAAAAAACUGUUUGACAAAACUGAAGCGCACAAAACGAGUAGCUUAAUGACAGGUCAUAAAAAACAGCAAGAAAAACUGGAGACCAAAAGUUCUGGAACUGUGAAGCCAAAGGAAAUACCUGAAUUUGUUAGUAAAAGUGAAGGACAAACUGGUAGUUUCCCCCCAAAGUACCACAAAAAUGAACUAACGAAACUCAUUAUUGCCUUGAUUCCGGAUAGUUGCAUGGACAAAGAGAUCUUAAAAGCACACUUUGAGAAAUUUGGGGAAGUCAGAAGAAUCAUGCUUAAUCCCAAAGUGAACCAGGCAACAGUUCAGUAUAACAAUCAUCAUGAAGCAUCAAAAGCUAAAAAGAAAGGGAAAAAGAUUCACCCAUUACUUCCAGAGUUGAAAAUUUUCUAUGGUACCCCAGUCCGUCGUAAGAGUGAAGAGGGAAACUCGGAUGCAAUGAUAUCUAAGAAGAGGGCAAUUAGAACUCUACAGCAAGGUCAGCAAUUAAAUGAUCUUGAUCCCUAUAUUCCUCUUGAGCGCCCCAUAGAUAAAGACUCUACUAGCAAGGCUGUGCCACCAAAAGUUGCAAAUUUGAGUAUUCCUAAGAAGAGCACCCUAAGUAAGAAGAGACCAACUCGAACCAUAUCCCCAGCCAGAGAAAUUAAAGAUCCAACAAUAUCUACUGAUGGUAAAGACUUGAAAGUCAUACUUGAAUCUCAAGCAGCUAAUAAUUAUGACAAAUUCAUAAUCCUCAAGGCCCGUGACAAACUAUUGAGGAAUGAAAGGACCCGAACAUCCGAUUUAAAGAAAGCUACUUAUUUGGCAGCCACCUGUCCAGACAUGUGUCCAGAACUUGAGAGAUAUAUGCGGGAUAUUCAGAACGACCUUAGCAGCUUUGAGCUGUCAAAUGGAGUUCUUGACCAUAGGCGUGUCAUCAAGAAGUUUUCCAGAAGCAGCGCUGACAAAGAUGUACCCUUGCCGCACGAACUAAGACCUGGUCCAGUGCUGUUAAAAACAAUGGACUUCUUAGUAUGUAACAUUAUAAACCAAGGUGACAGUAAAGAUACAGAGGUGGAUGUUUGGUACAGCUAUCUGUGGAAUAGGACACGAGCAGUCCGUAAUGAUUUGAUGCAACAACAGCUGACCGAUUCUGUUGCUGUUCUAAUUAUUGAGAGAUGCACUCGCUUUCACAUUCACGCAGCUGCACGCUUAUGUCAGGAACCUGCAGAUCUCUUUGAUGCCAAGAUGAAUACAGAGCACCUCACCAAAAGCUUACAAACUUUAAAGGAACUUUACCAUGAUCUUGGGGAAAGGGGAGAAUAUUUUGAUACAGAAGCUGAAUUUAGAGCUUAUGAAAUGCUUUUAAAUCUUAAUGAUGGAGAGACCAUUGUGACACAGUACUCAAAGUUUCGAGAGGAAGUACAAAAAUCGUGCCAUGUUCAGUUUGCUCUGAAGACCGUUCUGGCGGUCGCAUUCAAUAAUUAUGUAAAGUUUUUUAAACUCAUACGAAGCGGCACUUAUUUACAAGGGUGCCUUUUGCACAGGUACUUUAGACAGGUGCGCUCUAAAGCACUUGAUACUUUUAUGAAAGCAUAUGUGCCUUCAAAGACACCACAGAUGCCUUUGGAAUCUGUGAUAAAGACCCUGGGUUUUGAGAAUGAAACUGAUGCCGUGGCUUACUUGAGAUGCCACGGGAUCAGUGUGGACGAGCAGAAUGUAAUCUUUGAUAAGUAUUCAUUUAUUCAAAAUCCAGAAGUCAUACCACCAUUAGUUAGGCCUAUGAAAUUAAUUGAGGUAAAGCAAACUUAUUCACUGGGCGAAGUGAUUCAGGGAGGACCCAUUCCUGACAAUCCUUUACACACACACACCCCACAUAAUAGCUUUGAUGAUCAAGGUUACUUGAAACCUGCUGCUAAGGAUGCAUCGGACCAAAGUAUUAACUAUCGGAAACCUCUACCAGAAUUGGUGUCUCUAGUUGCUGUUGAACAGCCUGUGAAACUAAGGAAUUAUGAAUUAAUGGCCCAUGUGAAGGAAGUGUAUAAUAUGAUUGAAUCGUGUGUUUUAGGAGAAAUGGUAAAACAAAUCAGUAAGGAGUGUGUUGACACACUCCUGUAUGAGUUGUUAGUAGAUGAAGCUGCACACACUGUCUGUAUUGAUUUUAUCAGAGAAUGCACUGAGGAAGAAAUUAAGAGCAUGAGCUGUGAAGGACUUGAAGAAGUUAACCAAGAGGUGCAGGAGACCUUGAGGAAACAAAGAAAGGAGGAGGAGGAAAAGCGCAAAGCCACGGAGAAAUUGCAUAAUACUGUAGCCAGCUCAAUUCUUAGGAGUUAUAUUGAGGAAUUUAUUGGUGAAUUUAUCAGACAGAUAUGCCAAGAAUACUUAAAAGAUGUUGAACUGCGUGCCACCUUGACCUCUUUAAUAGAAGAGCUUCCUCUUCAGCUUGUGAAUGAAGUUGUCAAAGAGCUGUUAAUAAAUAUGAGUGCAGACGUUAUUAAAGAAAUGACUGCUGAGCAAGAGUUAAAAGUACAGGCCUUGCAACGAAAAAUUUGCCUUAGAAAGAUGGGUGAAUAUUUUUGGAAGUGGCGUAUGCAAGUCACAAAGGCACGGAGGCAAAAGGAGUCUCGGGAGAUGUUUCCUGCAGAUUGUUCGCACCUGUCCAUCUCCCAACAGAAUGAAACCUUUGGAUGGGGAUACCAGAGAAACAGCAGUGAAAAUAAAUCUGUUCUUCAGUUGAAUAAGCUGGAGUCUAGCAUAUCAAGAAAAGUAGAGAAGGCAAUUGUGAAGAACAGGCUAAUGAAAGAAUGUGCAUGGCACCCAUUAUUCAUGCAGUAUCUUAUAAUGCAAGAACUUGAUAAGUUUCUUCCUGAACAUAAUUUGUUAACUCAGUACUUUAAAGUUUUAAUUUGCACGGCUGAUUCUACUAGCUCGACUGGCUUGCAAUGGCUGCGAUCUAAGCUUGCCAAAGAAGUAGACGAUGACUUCCAAGUGCCUCUCAAUAAUUACUUUAGUGUAGUUUCCAAGAAGAGUGGUUUAGAGUAUGCCUGGGCAAUACAGGAAAUUUCAGUGAAUUCAAUUUCUACCGAAAACGUCAAGGGAACGUCUGCUGUUUUGUAUAUUACCUCCUGUGAGGAUGCACAAGAUUCACAGUACUGCAUAUUUCAGAAUUUACUUGCACAGAUGCCUAGAGUACCAUUUUGUACUAUAUUCUAUGACUGCAAGGGUUGUGAUUCCACGAGCUGGACUUUGGCAGAAGAAGAUUUAUUAAAACCUGAAUCUUCACUUAAACUUCAGUCCCUAUUAUUGACAUUUUGGAAGCAACAAGGAAAUCGAAUGAAACUGGUUUCUUCUCGCAUGAAUAAUUUAGUUUUUGGCUUUAUUGCGGAUAAAUUUGUAGAACCUGCUCUUCGAAAACAGAAUGAAAGAAAUGCAGAUGGAAAGUCCCCAAUCCCUCCCGCUGUACUGAUUGAUCUCUAUAACAAUGUGAUUGACUUUUUGAUUAGAGUAGUACUAGAUGAAGACCUAAAGAGCUUGGAGUGGCCUCCACCAGAAUUGAGCUUCUUGAAUCAGAUUCCUCCAGCAACAUGGAAUAAUACCGAUGCAAAGACUGUGGCUGAUGCACUGAGUCAUCUAAAGCUGCCAGUGUUACAGAUGGAAGGCCUUAUGAAAUGGAGCAACAUUAUUGAAGUACUUCAUACUUAUAUUACUAAGAUCUCUGGCCCCCACGGUGAUGGUGUUAGGCUUGUUUCACACAUUAAUUCCCUCCUCAAUAAUACUUUGAGAAUUUUAGGCUCUGUUAAUGAUUUUGAGAAUGAGAUUUUACCCAAUUGGGAGCUUCAUGUGUUGCAACUUCCCUGGACUGAGUUGAUACAUGCAUGUGUGUCAUACAAGCUGUCAGGGUUAUCUGAUAUGCCAGUAUAUUACCAACCCAAGAAACUAGAAUCUUUUUCUUGUCCACGCUCCUGGUGGGAAGCGUGUGACACGUCUGAUCAAUUUUGGGCAGAUACUAUGAAAGAAAAUUAUCCACCAAGUUCAAGAAAACGCAAAGCUGAGAAACAAGAUAAAUUUGCAAGUGAACAAGUAAAACAUAAGAAAAUGCCAUCCAAGUUGCUUAGUGAUAUUGCCGGUGAAAAGGAAAAGUAUAUGGAGUUUGAGAGGAAACUUAAAAGUUUACUUGAAAUUAAUGAAUUUUAAACUCUCUUUAACACUGAAGGCUGAAAGGACUUUCCAGAUGUAUUGAUAUUUUGUUACUAAUGUCAUUGCAUAACAUUAAAGUGUUAGUAAGUAUUUUAGUUUUGUAUGUUAAAAGCAGACACCUGAUAGGUUUACAUUAAAACCGUCAGAAUGAUAUUGACAAUAACUACAUCUUCAUGGACAACAGCUGUAAUCACCACAACAUAUGUGAAACAGUACUUGUGAAGCAUUUCACAAGGUGUUGGUUAAUGCUUGAUUAUACCGUUUGUAUCUGGUAUUGGUUACCAUUUGCUUGUCCAGAAGGUAGCAAAAUGGCUACUUAGAUGUGUCAUAAUUUUGUAAAGCAAAUACCAGUAUACAUAUUUGCAUGUAAUCCAGAGUGUCUGAACCACAUGAAAUUUGUGUACCAACAUUAUACUUCAGAUUACAUGUUUAUUAUAUAGUAAAAAAAUAGGGGUGGUAGAAGUAAAUAUCAGUGUUUAGUGAGGAUCCACAAGGUCUUCUCUGGGUACUCCAUAUUUUCUUCUCCGAGGCUAUAGGUCCCUACACUUGCACCAGAGGUGAUACCCCUUUUAUUUAAUACCAGUACUGUAUUUUUGAUAAAUACAUUUUCAUUUUGCACAAUUAUGUUUAUCUUCAACUUGUUCCAUAUGACUGCAGUACAAUAUCACCAUAGUUCAUGUACUUUAAACUAAUUAGCAUUUUGGAUAAGGAAGAAGUGAGGACAUAAGUAUUAAGAUGAGGUUAGCGUAGUAAACCUGCCCAUUCUUGUGUUUACGUUUCAGUUAAGUCUUCCAGCUUUAAUGUAAUAAAACUUGUGUAAUAUAUAAAUGAAAUGUGUAGUAUAUGUUCUUAUAGGUAUGUAUAGAUGUUUUAACACAAGGAAAGUGGUGUUUAGCUUUUUCACUGAUGCACGGCUACAUUCGAUUUGCAAUAAAAAGUUGUUAACUGCACUAUGUGAGUUUUCAAAUGCUUAACACAAAUUGUUUCAUUAAGCACCCUGUAAUGUAGGUUCAGAUAUCUGGCCUUCAAAAUAAAAAUGUGAACCCGGUAUUUCCAGUUAUUUGGCAGCAAUAGAGGAAAAUGUUAACUAAUGCAUUAUUUAAUUUUGUCAGGAAUAAGUGGUUUCUUUUGCAGACUAGAUAAUUAUUAAAGUGUUAUAAUAAUUAAAGAUAAAUAUAAAGAGAA